GCUCCAAUGCAUCAUGGGAGUUGUAGUUCAGUUUGCCUUGGUCUGUUCGAGAAGGCGAGGCCUCAUCAAAAUACAACUCCCAUCUCGACCCUCGCACGCCGAGCCUCGUCGUCCAAUCUGAAUAUGUGGGAGGAGCACGUCCGCCCACAAAAGCCACAGCUAUCUCCCCGUAUCUCCCCCUUAAAAAAAUCAAUUGUGCACGAAAAAAAGGGAAUACGCUUAAAUUACAAAUAUUGGUGACGGCUGGUUUUCGAUGCACGACGGACGGCGACGAGGCGUCCCCGCGUCGUGUGGCGAAAGGAACGGCGGUGACAGGCAGGAACAGCGAGGAGGGUGUUGUCCUGAUGCUUAAAUGGAAGUGGGUGGGCCUCUAUAGUCACACACUGCCAACUUCUCUGUGGAUAUCUCUCUGACAAGCGUUAAUUUGCUCGUUUAUGGACUGUCUAUCCAAAUAGGAAAGACAUAGGAUAGGACUGCGAGCAGUCGAAAGGACCGGGGACGGUUACUACGCUCUUGGUUGUGUCCGUUAUUUGGAGCCGCUUGAUUGUGCCUGCGCUUGGCACCGCCCUUCCUGGCCGGUGGGUGGUUUCGUCAAACGGGCAGAUCCGCCACGGCCCAGAGUCGAACAUAUAGGCCGUCCUCCGUCUCUGUACCCGGCCGGCCUUCUACCGUGAACUACACCCUCUCCCCCUCGGUAUAUUAAUGCGUUAUGAGUGACUCGAAGAAGGAAUCAUCUGGAACUGAAGGAGGGAAAGCAUCUAAAAGGGGGAAAAGUUCUGGAUUGCAGGAUUCAUCUCAGCCCUCUCCGUUGGCUCUGCUAGCAGCCACCUGCAGUAAGAUCGGAGGGCAGGGGGUAGCAGAGGGGGCCCAGGCCCAGGCGGGUACCCAGCAGAUCCAAGUCCAGGCUGGUCAAAUUCAGCUGCAGGCAGGUCAGCUUCAGGGUCAGAUAGUGGUGGAUGCAGCUGGGGGUCAAGCUCUUGUGCCCCAGCAGCUGGAACUGGUCCCAGCUCAGUUCACAGGGAACGGCUGGCAGAUCAUCACAGCAGCACCUACUAUGACCAAGGAGAACACCAGUCAACCUGUUGCUGUGACAGUGGCCACCACUUUGGCCAAUGACAGUUCACCUGGUGGACGCAAGAUAAAGGCAACAAGUGGGACCAACAGCGUCCCAACCAAUCAACAGCCGCAGCAGUUUCAGAUCAUCCAGGUUCAGAACCUUCCCAAUGCUGGAGGUGGUGUCCAGUAUCAGGUUAUCCCUCACCUGCAAACUGCAGAUGGACAGCAGAUCCACAUCAGUCCCCAGCCGGCUUCCAUCGGCGCUUUACCUGAACAGGUUCAGCUUAUUCAAACCCCAACCUCAGGCCAGACCCAGGCUAUUCUCCAGCAAGCCAACCAGCAGGCUAUCCUACCAAGCACAGCCAAUCAGACGGUCCCACUGCAAAUCCGUCCUGCACAGUCAUUUCCACUUCAACUGCAAACUCUGCAAAGCUCGCAGACUCCUCUUAUGACCACAGUACCCAUAAACCUAGGUGGCAUGACCUUGGCUUUGCCUGUGAUUAAUAAUGUUGGAGGGGGCGGGGCAGUGCAGCUUAUCCAAUCAGCAGAUGGCACAUUCUCAAUUGCUAAUGGUAACCAAUUGGUGACAACAACAGUGUCUGGAGCAGCUCCAGGAGCAGCUGGAUCAACCUUGGCAGUAGCAGAAGGUGACAGCAUUCCCGAUGGGGCUCAAGUAGCUGCUGUUGGAUCGGAGGUUGGGUCAGUUGACACCCAAUUGCAGAGCAAUGAGGCAGACUCUCAGAGCCAGGCCAAUGGGCUGCAGAACCAGACAGAUACGGCAGGAACCAUCCAGCAGGUGAUCGUGGGACAGGUGGGACACCAGUUGGUGCAGCAGAUCCAGCUACAACCCCAGGCUCAAAGUCAGGGUCAGACACAGGGCCAGCAGCAACCUCAGCAUAUUCAGACCCUCCAGCUGGCCCCAGGACAGACCUUACAGCCCAUUCAGGCCUUCCAGAACCCAGCCCAGGUUCUCAUUCGUACGCCAACCCUGUCACCCUCUGGGCAGAUCACCUGGCAGACACUGCAACUGCCUGGGGGAGUCUCUCUGCAGGGUGGACUGGGUACAGCUGUGCCACAACAGCUCACCCUGGCUCCGGUGGCUGGUGGGACGACAGUAGGAAGUGGAGGGCUUGUGUCCUUGAGUGGAGCUCCUUUGACACUGAGUGCAGCCCAGAUAAACCCAGGCUCAGGGGUGCAGACAGUCAGCAUUGCAGGACUGGGCACAGCUGGGGUUCAGGUGCAGGGUGUACCCCUCACCAUUACUGGUCUACAGGGUCAACCACAGUGUCAAGAUGGGGUCAAAGUUCAGUCACCUCCUGUGACUGUUACUGUUGGCAACGUGGCCUCAGGUUCAUCUUUGAGUCCAGACCAGCUGGGCUCCGUUCAGAGCUCUUCUGACCAGGAGGGGCUGCCCAGCAAGAGGCUAAGACGUGUUGCCUGCUCUUGUCCAAACUGCAGGGACGGAGAGGGAAGGAACAGUGGAGAUCCUACAAAGAAAAAGCAGCACAUCUGCCACAUGGAGGGCUGCGGGAAGGUGUAUGGAAAGACAUCCCACCUAAGAGCCCACCUGCGCUGGCACACUGGUGAGAGGCCGUUUGUCUGUAACUGGAUAUUCUGUGGCAAGAGGUUCACCCGGAGCGACGAGCUGCAGAGACACCGAAGAACGCACACAGGAGAAAAGCGCUUUGAGUGCCCUGAAUGCUCCAAGCGCUUCAUGCGCAGUGACCACCUCUCUAAGCACAUCAAAACCCACCAGAACAAGAAAGGCGGAGCCGCUGUGGCAAUCAUCACCACUGACGACGUGGAGGAAGAUGCCCCUGAAGGGCUGGGUGACUCCCCUCAGAUCGUCUCCGUAGGAACCCUCACGCGUGACUCGGACCCUGCUACACCCACCACCUCCAACCACCUGGAGGAGGAGGAGGUAGAGGAAGAGUUUGAAUAGGUGACUGACUCCUGUUUCUUGGCUGAUGGCAGACUUCCUGUUUUUUUGGAGGUCUUUGCAGGGACCGUGAGGCUUCUUUUUUUUUUUUUUUUUGUCUGUUUUGUUUAAUUUUCUUUAUUUUACAUACUUUUAAAAAUGUUCACUCAUGAAAAGGGACUCAAAAGAGACAAGAUCAUGAAAAUGAAGAUAGACUGAAAACUAUAGACAUCACAAUCUAAAAAAAAACUAACAUAUUAUAAAAAAAUUUAGACUGAGUUAUGAAAGAUUAGUUUGGCAUUUAUAAAAAUUAAUAUAUAACAACUUUGUGAGCUGUGUGGAAAAGGAUUGUAAGUAGUUUAGCACAAGACAGGGGGACCUGAUGAAUCUAAAACCAUCUGACACAGAGGCAUUUUCCUAACAGAAUCAAACUCUAUGCACAAAGUUGUGUUUCUGUUUCGUACCUGUCACACAGUGCUGAGGAUCAAUCAUGGUACAGGGCGGCUAUCCAUUGUGUGUCUAAAUGGAUAAAUGUGGCGUGCUUGAAUGUGUGUGUAUUUGUAUUCUCACACUGUCCCUGCAGAGGAUCUACCUAACAUGAGCUUAAUUUAAGGUUCAGGUUCAGUCCUCAGAUCAGAUUCAGGUGUUGAUUCCUUUGAUUAGUCAACAAAUAAAAUUGUUCUUGAAGAGGACAGAUAGGGAGUAAUUUUAAAAGAAAGGAAGAGUAGAAAAAAAGCACAUAUAAAAAGAUUUAUGAAUAAUGCAUUCCUAUUGAGGCGCAGUGGCCAUAAGAAAAAAAAAAAGGUUCUAUAGAGAAAAACAAUCUAGCUUUCUACAACUUUGUUUGUGUAGUGAAAGCAAUACUAUAAUGACAAUCCUAGUGAAACCAUGUUUACAUUGUCAGGGGAAGUUUUCUUUAAUAAAAACAAGCCAGUUUGCUAUAAGAUCCGGGAAGACAUCGGAAAGUAGUGCCGUCGUCUGAAGAAACCUGGCUGCUUUGCAUUUACCAAAGGGCGGCUUCGACAACAGAUCUGCAGAGCCCAGCGAGUGCGUACUUGUCAUUUUGACACCAGGUUAAACGUGACCCUGCGUUUUGUCAGGUGGCAGCACUGUCACUGAUGCUACCUAAAGCUUCCUGUGCUCUGGUGAAGACCCCUCGCCACCUCUAAUCCCGUCACAUGACCGAUGUACCAUAAUUGCCUUAACACAAGCUGUUGUACAGAGGGCACUUCAGAGGAAGAUGGGUGGAGAAAGGAGGGGAGACCAGAGCACAGGCAGGUGGAGUAAGGCAGAGUAAGGAGAACUGCGGGUGGGUCGGGCUCUUUAGCUAUGUGGAUAUAAAAUGUUUUCUGGUGAUGUUGCUCUUUGUUAGCUUAGUGCGUACAUUCAGUUUUACUUAAAAGAUGUUUAUUUUAUAGAAUUUAUCAGUUUUAACCCCCUCUCCAAGUGUGUUGGUACACAGGACCCCCACUGUGUAUGGCUAAUUUAUUAUUUAUCCUUGAUUUGUAAUAUUUGCCUUUUGCUGGACUUGUAUUUGUGUGCGUUGAUUCUAAGGUUGUGUACAGCAUGUUUCAGUUUUUUGCCGUAGUGCUGCUUCUCUCUCUCCUUUAAUCUUUGUGCUUUGGUUUUUUUUUUCUACGUCUGACCCUUGCUCUUCAUUUCUUCUUUUUCUCUUUGCGCCAUAAUGUGUUUUUGGAGAAAAAUAAAUAGAAGAAAAGCAUAAAGAAAAAAAAAAGAAAGAAAAAAUUACUAUUGUUUAAAGUUGAUACCAAACAAAAUUUAGAUGUUUUUUGGUAAAUUUUUUUGUGUGACAACCAGCUUUUUUUUUUCUUUGAUAUUUUGUAGUGACAUCUCAUUUGUAAAUCUUUUUCUAAAGAUGUUUGUUCGUCUCCAUGACAUUUGAUAAUGGGUUUUUGCCAGGUUAGCCUCAAAGGCUCCAGUUUAUUGAUAUUUUUAAAACUGGUUUGUACAAAUGUGUUAUGUCAAUAAAUAAAAAAAGGACAACUUCAAAAAAGAAAUAUGCUUUGCCUGCAUAACACUUGACAAUAAAGUGAGUGUUAAACUCUC
Messenger RNA from Melanotaenia boesemani (Boeseman's rainbowfish), 5041 nucleotides. RefSeq names its product sp4 transcription factor (gene sp4). The transcript has 7 exons. Bases 710 to 2998 code for a protein of 762 amino acids. Gene Ontology annotation, biological process: regulation of transcription by RNA polymerase II. Lineage: Eukaryota; Metazoa; Chordata; Actinopteri; Atheriniformes; Melanotaeniidae. The record is from RefSeq and is a predicted model, not a curated record. Gene Ontology annotation, molecular function: RNA polymerase II cis-regulatory region sequence-specific DNA binding; DNA-binding transcription factor activity, RNA polymerase II-specific.